Molecule: messenger RNA, 710 nt
Organism: Salvia splendens (bonfire salvia)
Lineage: Eukaryota; Viridiplantae; Streptophyta; Magnoliopsida; Lamiales; Lamiaceae
Product: ubiquitin domain-containing protein 1-like
Exons: 4
Coding region: 7-444 (145 amino acids)
Source: RefSeq, a predicted model, not a curated record
UGGAAGAUGACAGACAACUGCUCAACCUUUUUCGUCUUCAAAAUUAGUCGAGGCAUAAAAAACUCUAUUUUCAUCUGCACCGUUCCAUCGUUGCGAAGAAUGGGAUGUGCCGGAUCCUCGCAGACAAGGGCAAAAGGAGGUGUUAACCGGAUAAAGAAACCGAGGUCGUGGAAACAUCCACAGCCGAUCCCCAUAAGUCAGCUGAUACAGCUGAGAGACGAGUUCUGGGAUACUGCACCUCACUAUGGUGGUAGGAAAGAAAUCUGGGAUGCACUCAGAGCAGCAGCGGAGGCUGAUCCAAAGCUUGCUCAGGCGAUUGUGAAGAGCGCCGGAAUCAUAAUGCAGAAUCCUGAUAUGACAGUGUGUUUCGACGAAAGAGGUGCAAGAUAUGAAUUACCUAAGUACGUUUUGAGCGAGCCCAAGAACCUGAUUCGAAAUUCUUGAUAAGAGAAGGAAAGCUCACCAUGGUUGAUGUUGAACUUGGCCUAUCUGCUCAGCUGAAAACAGCCACCCACUUCGUCAACCCCAGAAAUAUCUGACUGUAAUCGUUGGAACAAGAUUCUGCACAUUUGCCAUGAGAAAUAGGGUGUAUAGCAUGUUGUUUGGUUUCUAAAGUUAUCCAACGACAGCUUUGACAAUUACUAUAUGUUUCUUAUUUCACUAUACAAAAUGCAAUGAUAUCAUAGGAAGGAGCAGUGAUUUGAUCGUAA